AUGGAGGAGACCGGGCGUCGGCGCGGGGAGGUGCGCGCGGCCGGUCAAGCGACCGCAUUCCAUAUGGGAUGCCGGACUAUACGCAAUGUCAGUGUGACUCCGAGUUCGCCGCCGCUUCUGUACCGUCUAUUGCAUAUUUGCAACAUUGUUCUCUCAGUGCAUUUUAUAUUUACUGAACAACGUUUGUCUCAUAGUUCAUUGUGGGCGUUGAUUGACAUGACGGCGCAAGUCUCGUGUCUCUUGCCACCUACGCUGCAAUAUAUU
Molecule: messenger RNA, 264 nt
Organism: Brenthis ino (lesser marbled fritillary)
Lineage: Eukaryota; Metazoa; Arthropoda; Insecta; Lepidoptera; Nymphalidae
Source: the annotation of a GenBank genome assembly